AUGUCACUUUCUGUAGUCGUGCCUGACCCAGCCAUUCUGGAUACGGCCGACCUUGAAACGCUACACAAUGCACUCAAAAAGUGCCGAAGAAGAAAGAUCCUUUUUUCUGGAGAAAUCGUCGAAGGCUACGUGUUGUACCGUUCUGCCACGGCCCAGGCACCCAAAAAUGUACAAGUUUCAUAUUCUUUUGAAGCAUUGACGGACCAGGGGCUAAAACCAGAGAGUCUGGAUCCAGACGAGGUCACCGAAGUCAGAGCUGAAUUGGUCGCUCAAGGAGCAUCUACAGCCAAUGAAAACGAGAAUAUCACGAUAUGGAAGUUUGCCACCGGCGUGGCCAGUCCUCGCCUGAAGAUCGGCAAGCCUGUCACGUUCACAGCUUCCAUGAUAGAUCCCUCGGUUCCAACAAACGGCCAUGUUAGAGCGGAAUCUGAAACUUCUGAGGAGUCAAAGGGGGAAAACACGCCUCAGGAAGUGAUUGAGGAGCAUAAAGACGCGUACGGGCCCAGCACGCUCAAGGCAUCUGAAACGCUUGCCCUUCAAUUGGCACUCAUGAUGAAACUCAAGUCGACUAAGCCAGGCGGUCGAAACGAUAUCCUCCUCAGCUCCCUCAGCAUUGAAGCCUCCGAGGAUCUCCUCAAUUUCGCCUGUGAACGCCGUUUGAACAAUUUGCUGUUCACGAUAUUGAAUCUUGCAGUGGACUUGCCCAACGGAACAGUCACGAAACUCUCUUCCAUGGAAACGCCAGCACGUUUCGGCGUCCACGACGUCACCUCCAUCACUUACAGACUCAUAAACAGCAUAGACAGCCAGCUUAAGAACGAGCAGCCUGAAACCACCCAGCCUUUGCAUAUCACCCUAGACAUCGAGAUCACCAAUGGAAAAGACAAAAUCGGCUCCAAGAUCUCCAGCACAUGGACUCCCAUCCUCGAUUUUGGUCUCAUGGCACCGCCAAUCAGCAACUCACUCAAGUCUUCGUCUAACAUCUCCCACUCUCAGAUGCAACUGCAGUUCCAGACCCCACAGCGUCUGCGUUCGUCUCAGAGUCUCCACAAAAAAGCAUAUCUCAGCACGCCAACAUUCAACACUCUGCCCAGCGUUCCCUACAUCAAUGCGCCUGGAACGCCCAAUACCAAAUCAACAUUCGCUAUUCCCCAGAGGGUGAAACUGCCAAAUCCGGCUCCAGGCAGGACGCAACUGACAAACGCUCUUUCACAGGUUUCUCAGAGCCAGCCCACAUUGAAGACGAUGAAGAGAAACUACCGCUCGUUCAUUCCUCAGCCUCCCAUGGCUUCAUCUGCGGUCACAGUGAACCUCACGACAACAAACAACACCUCCCUCUCGGGAUUACGCCUUACUUUUCUUGGCAAACUUGACGUUGAGCUCGGUAAGAUCGCCACUUUAAGCAUCCAGGCUGUCAACCUUUCACAGCGUACUUUGCAUCUCCUGUUGAUCGUCAAGAACCCACUAAAGCUCAAUCCAGUAUAUCCAAACAACUACGCCGCUGCCAGUAGCGUAUCGUCUUCCAACGUUUUGGGCACUAAGGAAGCAAGCCGGCAAAAGGUGCUCGUGCAUAAUCGUCAACAGCUCUACCACCAGUACCAUCAAAACAAACUCGAGACAUGUGGUGUCAUCAUGUUAACCAACGAUGUCCGCCUCGGUCCCGUAGAGCCCAACGCUGUUUUUGAAUCUGAAUUCGACAUAAUCGGCAUAUCAAAGGGUGUGUUCAACCUCCAGGGUCUUAAGAUAUUCGAUGUCACCACGGGCGACGGAAUCGACUUUGGAAAGCUAAUGGAAGUCUUUGUGACCUAG
Messenger RNA from Candidozyma duobushaemuli, 1809 nucleotides. RefSeq lists its product as uncharacterized. Gene Ontology annotation, cellular component: TRAPPII protein complex; trans-Golgi network. The transcript has a single exon. The coding region runs from base 1 to 1809 and encodes 602 amino acids. Gene Ontology annotation, biological process: intra-Golgi vesicle-mediated transport. The record is from RefSeq and is a predicted model, not a curated record. Lineage: Eukaryota; Fungi; Ascomycota; Pichiomycetes; Serinales; Metschnikowiaceae.